AUGGAAUAUCAUUAUUCUGAUCUUUGUCUAGCCAACGAUCAUCUCUUGGCUGAUCCAUAUGCUGCUGAGUAUACACCUCAAUAUUUGAUUCCUAAUCAUGAUGCUGAAUAUGAGGUCAGGAGCAGCAUCCUUGUGGAUGGUGGUGACAGGUUUGGGGUGACAGCUGCUGUAUUUGACAAGUUUGAGGAAUUGGUAUGGAUGGGAAAUCAGGGUGGUCAUGUCACAUCAUAUUAUGGACCUAGUAUGCAAAAGUACACUUCUUUCCAAGUACAUGAGUCAGAAGAGGUUAGAGAUAUUAUAACUGUUGAACAAGGAUUAUACGCUUUGACCAAGUCCGCUCUACGUCAUCAGAUUAGGAGAGGAAUACCUAAAAAUACAUAUAAGUCAACGAAUAUGACUGACAUGCAGUGUUUGUACCAAGUUAGCACUACCAAAUUAUUAAUGGGUGGUCAUCAAGAUAAAUUGCUUGAGUUAGAUCUAUCCAAAAUGAAAGAGACAGUUCUACCUAUUCAAGAAGAAGGUUGUGCUGUCCUUCGUAGUGGAGGUGGUUCGCUAGUUGCGUGCGGUAGCGCUGACGGUAUGGUAGCGUUACGCGAUAUAAGAACCCCGAAAGCUGCAGAACAUACAUUCCGGGCUCAUAAUGCAUGCCUCUCAGACUUGGACAUGCAAGGCGACUUGUUGAUCUCGUGUGGUUUUACAGAUUCAGCGGGUGUUGCCGUAGCUGAACCAUACGUGGUAGUAUGGGACGUUCGCUGUCUUCGCGGAACUAACACUGGUGUUGAAGGCGCGUGGUCACUUCAGACUGCUUCACCACCUUUGCUGCUUCAUUUCUUGCCUGCAUUCUCUGGGCGAGCGGUCACAGUUUCUGGGGACGGUCAUGUAGCUUUACUGCAUGUCAACCAGCCGUCGGCUAAUCAGUCAGUUUUUCAGAUUGGCACACAGAGCUCGUUGUCAGUGAGUGUGAUGGACGUGUCUUCUACUAGUCAAGCACUUGUGUUCGGCGACUUAACUGGCCACCUUCACUUGUUUUCGCCACAGCAUAACCACGAGCCUGUUUUUAAUAAUUUCUCAAGAGCAACAGAAUUCGCAGAUCAAGUAGUAGGUUUGCCAUUCGUCGGUUUCAAAGAGACCACAUUCCAGUUUUCAACUGUACCUCUGCCGCCUUUGAGUUCUGGCUCUAAGUGGUUCAAUGAAUUGCCACCAGAAUUCUUCAAGAAAACUUUCAGGAAACCCAAGCCUAUCGACCCUGAAGUUUUGAAAACGAUGAAAAUGCAAGGACCUAUUGGGUAUGCUCCUAAUCCCAGAAACUCCAGAAGGAAUCAGAUCCCAUACGUAGAAGAUACAUUGGAAGAUUUGAAUGCGGCGAAACAAAUUGAAAACAGAUACAGCCCACAGCCUAUUCCUAAAUACUAUCAGAAGAUGGAUUUGCGAUAUAACAAACAUGGACCGAACGAUGUUGAUUUGGAGAAUUGCAAUAAAACUGGUUUUCCAGGAUUAGAGUCUACGAUUCCUAAUGCUUAUUGCAAUCCCAUGCUCCAGGUUCUAUAUUAUACACCUCCGGUGAAAUCGACAUUGCUAGCACACACUUGUGCCAAAGAAUUUUGUCUUAGCUGUGAAUUAGGUUUCCUAUUUCGGAUGCUGGAUACUUCAGGUGGGGCGCCAUGUCAGGCUGUCAAUUUUCUUCGUGCCUUUCGAACUGUUCCCGAAGCGGCGGCCUUAGGACUAAUAUUACCAGAGCGUGGGUCUGAUGCUAGAGUAGAUUUGAUCGCACUUAUACAGAGUUGGAAUCGUUUUAUACUGCAUCAAAUCCACUACGAGAUAUUAGAAACACGAAAGAAGGAGAAAGAAAUGGCGCUUAUUGCUCAAAAUAGUCCGCCGAAAGCGCGAGCUAGCAACACUAAACAUCCUGGCAGGAGCUUGGCAACACCGAAUGUGAAUGGCCAGUUCUCCGAUGAGUAUCAGUAUACUGAAAUAGAGUUUCUUGGCCCCUCAACCGAGUUCGAACAGGAGGAGACAAGGGAAGAUGGCUGGCCAGUAAAAGAAGAAGUUGGCGAUGCUGAACCAGCAGCGGUAAACAAUGAAAAUCACGAGUUACAGAACAACCACUCGGAAAGAGAAGAAUCUGAGAUAUCAAGAUUGUUUGCGAUUGGUCGAAAUCAAUUGAAUAGAUGUCUAAAGUGCAACAAAGAGGAAGAACGCGAUUCUGUCGUGUUAGCAUGCGCGCUUCAGUAUCCGACCGGUGCCCCUAGGGAGGGUAGUGAAGCGCGAGGUGGCUUCGUAGAAUUAGUUCGCGCUUCUCUAGCAGCUAGGAGAAGUACGCCCGCUUGGUGCGAAAACUGUUCCAGAUUCACACCUACCACGCAAAGAGGCAGGAUUGUCAGGUUGCCGCCAAUUCUUGCUAUAAACUGCGGCGGUCCACACGAGAAGGCUUACUGGGUGAAAGGAGCACAAAAGGAAAUGCCUGAUGUAGCGAAGCGGGGCGGUAGCGGUAAACCUUGCCGGUAUGGGUUACACUGCGCUCGUCCAGGUUGCAGAUUCAAACAUCCAGACAGACCGUCUUCCUCACAAGCGUCGUCAUCAAAGAAUUCUCCACAAGAUCCACAUUGUGUACUGCCGCAUCAGCUGCUCAUACGAUUGCAAUCUGAUGGUGACAUUAUCAUUAACGACAAGUCGGAACAGUCUUCCGCAGAAGCUCACUCAUCUAGCAAUCGAGUGGAGAGCAAACACAGGAAGAAACACAUCACUACACAAUCGGAAGAAGAAUAUACAUUAUCAGCGGCUAUAGUUUGCGUGGAAGACAAUCCUAAGAAUUUGGUCGCUUACGUACAGACGAGUAAAGAAGAUGUUCAGUGGCAUCUUUUCAACGAUUUAAGUAUCGUUCCCGUGAGUGCAGAAGAAGUGAUACACUUUGGUUCGUGGUGGAAAACUCCAUGCGUUUUAUUUUAUACGACGUCCGCUGCAAGAAUAGCCACCCCCGAAACCACAUCAUAG
Messenger RNA from Diatraea saccharalis (sugarcane borer), 2991 nucleotides. The record is from the annotation of a GenBank genome assembly. NCBI's taxonomy places the organism in Eukaryota, Metazoa, Arthropoda, Insecta, Lepidoptera, Crambidae.